AUGUGGUUAGUGCGUUGCACAGCACCAUUAAAUUGUAUUUAUUUUGGUUAUCCUGUCGGUGCUUUACUGUCUAUUAUUAUUGUUCGAUUAUUUCGUCCAGAUGAUCUUUUUAUUGAUGAAAAUGACAUUAAAUAUUCAAAUUCUACAAUAAUUAUGAAAGAAAAUUAUUUUCAAUCAGAAUUAGUUGGAGCAUAUACAAUGACAUCAAUAUUUUGUUUAAUUUCUUCAAUAGGAUUUGCUUUGAUAGCUUAUAAACAAAAUCAAUGCAAAAAGAAAGGAAAUUCAAAAAAGCUAGUCACUCUACCAUCGGAUAUACACGAAAAAAUAAAUAUUCGAUCGAAAUCUAAAAGAUCAUUAAAUAAAUCAAAAUUGUGGAAAACUUUUAGUCCAACAACAUGUGGACAAGGUUAUAUAGCUUACGGAUUUAUAUUAAUAUCUCUCAUAUCAUUAUUUGUUCUUUUCUUUGGUGGAGUUGAACAAGGUUUUACCAAAUUCUUUAUUUCAUUUGUUGAACAUGAACAUAUAAAUCCAAAUAGAAAAGAUUCUAUUUAUUCGAUGAUUUUUUAUUGGCUACCGAUGUUAAUUGGACGAAUAUUUACAACUAUUUUAACUGUUUCAUGGAUAAGUCCAUAUAUUAUGUUGACAAUAUCAUUAUGUUUGUGUUUAUUAACAUAUUUAUUAUGGAUUUUAUUUAUUUGGUAUUUCGGCUUAAAUCGUAUAUCUCUAUUUCUAUUAGUAACAGCGAAUGGUUUAUCAAUAUCGCCAAUAUCUCCAACGUUGAUUGGUUGGAUAAAACAAUUUUUACAAUUGACGCCGAUUGAAUUAUCAUUCAUAUUAUCAUCAAAUGCAAUUGGUGGAAUUACAUUUGGACUUAUUUCAGGUUUCAUAUUUCAAUAUUACGGUUCAAAACAUUUAUUUACUAUGUUGAUUAUUUUGAUAUCUAUCAUGUUUAUUUUAUUUAUGUUGACUUUAUUUUUGCAACGCUUUCAUUCGAAACAAGAAAAAAUAAGUCAAACAAAUAAAAUAAUUAAUGAAGAAGAUUAUAUAUUGGAAACAUUUCUUGAACAUGAUCAAUAUAACUAG
Molecule: messenger RNA, 1083 nt
Organism: Rotaria sp. Silwood2
Lineage: Eukaryota; Metazoa; Rotifera; Eurotatoria; Philodinida; Philodinidae
Source: the annotation of a GenBank genome assembly